Messenger RNA from Sceloporus undulatus (fence lizard), 2559 nucleotides. Its product is annotated as gastric inhibitory polypeptide receptor-like. Gene Ontology annotation, cellular component: plasma membrane. Gene Ontology annotation, molecular function: G protein-coupled peptide receptor activity; peptide hormone binding; gastric inhibitory peptide receptor activity. The record is from RefSeq and is a predicted model, not a curated record. Gene Ontology annotation, biological process: adenylate cyclase-modulating G protein-coupled receptor signaling pathway; cell surface receptor signaling pathway. The transcript is spliced from 15 exons. The coding region runs from base 949 to 2475 and encodes 508 amino acids. NCBI's taxonomy places the organism in Eukaryota, Metazoa, Chordata, Lepidosauria, Squamata, Phrynosomatidae.
CUGGGUUUAAGCCUAAGCAAACAGAAUCAAACCUCUUGAUAAGAGAUACAUGAUGCUCCUAACACACUGAAUUGAUGACUCUUCUUGGCUUAUAAGUGGGUUGUCCAUGCUAUUAACAAAGUACAAUUAGAGCAUAUGGGAGGUUAGGAGUUUCUGGAAGACAGAAUUUUAUCUUCUAGCAGCACAGCAAGAAUAGCCUGGUUUCUAGGGAGCUCCGGUUUAAAAGAUAUAAUUAAUGUCAAUAAGCAGUACUUAAUUUGAAGAAAGGGUCAAUCCUCUCCCUUGUUUUGAAAGCGAGAGCUGCUAGUUUCUAGAUUAGGCAUCUAAUUUUUAAUCACUUCUUCCCUCUGUCUUUCAGAGCAACUCAGAAUGGUCGAAAUCAGCAAAUGAACAUGGUUAUUGUCUGGCUAAAAACACCACCUUCUGCUUUCCGCAGAUUAUGCUGCUUUAAAAGCACAGGCUCAGAGGAGCCAAUUUUUUUCUGAUGAGUUUCAAAACAGCCAAGAAGCAUCUUGGAGGAUGCGCAACCGCAAAGCCCCAGAGGAAGAUGCACAUGCGACACACGUUCCAUGGGCCCCAGAGGGAGAAGUUGAGAGAACCUCCACCUCCUGGUACUUCUUCGCCCCCAUCCCUCUUCCUCCCAUCAUCAUCAUCAUCAUCAUCAUCAUCAUCCCCCUCAUUCUACUACUCAUAUGUCACCCACUCCUCCUGGCAAGGCGGGGGAGAAAGUGCCUUUAAACCCCAAGCAGUGCCAACCCAAGCAAGAUCGGAGACGGAUGGCAAAGAGAGGCAGAAGGAAGGAGAGAGAAAUCACACUCACCUUUGCAGAAGGCUUCAUCCCAGUGUGACAUGGAAGUGAAUGGAGAUUUCCAGUUCCAAAGCCUGCUAGACAAGGAGUCGUGAGAUGGGUGCCUCUCCCUGGCCUCAUGCCUCUGUUGCAGCCAAAGCAUGCGAGAAUCCCUGGAACUCUUACUACUGUGUGCAUUGCUCCAGAAGAAUGCACAGACUAGCUCCGUUGGAAGUUCAGCCAAAGAUACAUUUGCAGCAUGGCAGCAAUAUCAGCAAGACUGCAGUCAUAAGAUGUUAGCGGAUCCGCAGCCCACAGGCUUGGUAUGCAACCGUACAUUUGACAUGUAUGCCUGCUGGAGUGAUGCCCUUCCCAACACCACUGCCAGGGUCCCCUGUCCCUGGUACCUCCCCUGGUACCAGCAAGUACAAGGUGGCUUCGUGUUCCAGAAGUGUGGGGCAGAUGGACAGUGGGUGGACGAUGGGACAGGCCAUCCUUGGCGUGAUCACUCCCAGUGCGAAGCCCUCUAUGAAGAGCUUCCCUUCCAGAAGCAUUUGUGGAUUCUGGAGCAGUUCCGACUGAUGUACACAGCGGGUUAUUCCAUUUCUCUGGUGGCUUUGGUCAUGGCCCUGGCUCUGUUGUCAGCCUUCAGGAAACUUUGGUGCAUCCGCAAUUACAUCCACAUGAAUCUUUUCCUGUCCUACAUGCUGCGGGCAAUCUCCAUCCUCACCCGGGAUGCCCUUCUCCGGUUGCGUUUCCCUGAAGACCUCCAGGAUGAAGGAGACCUCUCCCGCCUUCCUAUUGCACAGGCUGUGGGCAGCUGUCGCCUGGCACAGGUCCUCACCCAAUACUGUGUCUGUGCAAACUACUACUGGCUUCUAGUGGAAGGACUUUAUCUCCACAACCUGCUGGGAUCCAUGGCCUUCUCUGAAGAGAGCUAUUUUCCAGGCUAUCUGUUUGUUGGAUGGGGAUCACCAAUUCUGUUUGUCAUACCUUGGGUAAUCGUGAGAUAUCUCUACGAAAAUAAUGAAUGCUGGGAGAGAAAUGACAACAUGGGCUACUGGUGGAUCAUUCGGUGUCCUAUCCUGCUAGCCAUCUUUGUCAACUUUGUGAUCUUCAUCCGCAUUAUUAAGAUCCUGAUUUCCAAGCUUCGGGCACAGCAGAUGCGUUACGCGGAUUACAAAAUGAGGCUGGCCAAGUCAACGCUGACCCUCAUUCCCUUGCUGGGCAUUCAUGAGGUUGUGUUUGCUCUGGUGACAGAGGAACAGGCUCAAGGCAUCUUGCGCUAUAUCAAAUUCUUCUUUGAGCUCUUCCUCAACUCCCUCCAGGGCCUUCUGGUGAGCAUCCUCUACUGCUUCCUCAACAAGGAGGUCCAAUCUGAGAUCCAAAGGAAGUGGCAGAGGUGCCAAUGGGGAGCUGGGCUGCUGGAGAAGCAAGGCCAGAGCCUGAGCCGCUGGGCAUCCUGGCGCAGCCGAAGCAGCCACGGGAAAAAGGCUGGCUUUCCAGGACAACCAGGUCUCCACAUAGGCCUUGAGAACCCAGCAGGCACACGGUUCCAGCAGACGCGCAUUGGCGGCCAAUCUUACGGCUACAUCCCCGUCAGGAUGAAGUCUGAGGACAAAGCGGAAGAGUCACCCGACCCCAAGAAGGCUCUCGCCUCCACCGCCGGUCCUGAAAACGCCAGCUAAUCCUUGGUUCCUUUUGAACAUCCAAGGGAAGUUUCGGACCUUCUGACAUUUCACAGAUGAAAACCAGGACAUGUGUGGCCAAGC